AUGAAACUGAUUAAUGGCGCCGCUAGCUGAGCUGUACGUGAUGAAAUUCAGUAAUGAAUGGCAUUGUUUUGCUACCUGCCCUGCUCUCUUCUCUCAACUCAACUGCUCCAAUUAAUGUCCACUUUCGGCCUCCUCAUCAAUGUAUUUGUAUAUACAUACAUGAAUUUUGACCAUUUUGGGUAUCCAUCCCUAUCUGAUUUGAUUUUCCCCUUUUUUACUUUUUUUCUUUUAUUUAUUAAGAAAGCAUCUUGUUAGUAUAGGCAGGCAUUGAGUGGAUGUAACAGACAAUUACAGUGUGUGUGUGUGCAGCGAACUUUUUCUUAUUUGCUACUCUCACAUUUUGCACUGCUCCUCAAAACAAAAGAAAAGAAAAGAAAUUAUACAUCACAUUACAUUACAGGCAAAUGGAUUCCCAACUCACCACCGCCAAUAAACCACCUAACCAUCAAGUAGGAGUGCAGCGGCUGCCGGUGCUCCCCUGGAAGACACGUCUGAGUCUAUUCUUCCUCAGCGCCAUCAACGACGCCGCCCGCCGCACCGACGGAACCGUCAACCGCCGCCUCUUUGACGUGAUAGAAUUGUGCAGCUUCAAGACGCCUCCCGACCCCAAGCCGCGCAACGGCGUCACCACCUCCGAUCUCACCAUCGAUCCUUCUCGGAACCUCUGGUUCCGGAUCUUCCUUCCUUCCCCAAACGAUGAUCCUCCUCGCCUCCCCGUGGUUGUCUUCUUCCACGGCGGCGGGUUCGUCUAUCUCGCCCCCGAUUUCAAGGCUUACGACAACGUCUGCCGUCGCUUCGCACGAGAGAUCCGGGCCGUGGUUGUCUCCGUGAACUACCGUCUCGCGCCAGAGCAUCGGUAUCCGGCUCAGUACGACGACGGAUUCGACGUUCUCAAAUUCCUCGACGACCGGAGCGACGUCCUGCCGGAGAAUGCAGAUAUUUCACAGUGCUUUCUGGCCGGAGACAGCGCCGGAGGGAAUCUGGCCCACCAUGUGGCUAAACGUGCUUGCCAGUCAGAAUUCAAUCGCCUCAAGGUAAUGGGAGUGGUGGCCAUACAGCCCUUUUUCGGAGGGCAGGAACGGACAAGGUCAGAGAUAGAAUUGGCGGGUGUAGACGCCGUAGUGUCGACGGAGAGGACGGACUGGAUGUGGAAAGCAUUCAUGCCGUUGGAAGAUAAAUGGGACCGCGACCACGAGGUUAUCAAUGUGAGUGGGCCCCGUGCUCCCGACAUAUCGAAGCUCGAGGAUUUCCCGGCGGCUAUGGUCGUGGUCGGGGGCUUCGACUCCCUCAAGGACUGGCAGCUAAGGUACUAUGAAUAUCUCAAGAAGUCUGGCAAAAAAGCGUAUCUAGUGGAGUUCCCAGACAUGAUUCAUGCCUUCUACAUAUUCCCUGAGCUACCUCAAUCAACUGACCUCAUUUCCGAGAUCCGCCAAUUCAUCUAUACCCACUGUUAGUUUAGUUUAGUUUCGUUCCAAUCAUUGAAACCUACCUGCUGCGUAUAUAGAAUUUUAAUACUUGCCAUGCAAUGCGACUGGAUUAAUUCUAGUACCUUGGCAUAUAAUUCAUUGAUUGAUCUAGCUCGAUCUCUGCCACUAAAAUUCAAAUGUUCGCUACUAGCUAGUGGCAAUAAAUAGGUAGGGAUUAGUGUUAAAUCUGUAAAUAGCCUCAAAUGGGGACAAUUGAGUAGUAGAACUAGCAUGUCUAUUAUACAAAAAUUAAUAUAUGGUAGGCAUUUAUCCCAUGUUCGACCAUUAUAAUGUAUCAUGGCAUAUUGAAGAUUACCCAAGGUGCGAUUGACCGUCUUUGUU
Andrographis paniculata is the source of this 1808-nucleotide messenger RNA. RefSeq names its product probable carboxylesterase 18. Gene Ontology annotation, molecular function: hydrolase activity. The coding region runs from base 405 to 1454 and encodes 349 amino acids. The transcript has 2 exons. Lineage: Eukaryota; Viridiplantae; Streptophyta; Magnoliopsida; Lamiales; Acanthaceae. The record is from RefSeq and is a predicted model, not a curated record.